Molecule: messenger RNA, 1666 nt
Organism: Apodemus sylvaticus (European woodmouse)
Lineage: Eukaryota; Metazoa; Chordata; Mammalia; Rodentia; Muridae
Gene: Cend1
Product: cell cycle exit and neuronal differentiation 1
Exons: 3
Coding region: 300-749 (149 amino acids)
Biological process (GO): cerebellar granular layer maturation; radial glia guided migration of cerebellar granule cell; cerebellar Purkinje cell differentiation
Source: RefSeq, a predicted model, not a curated record
GUGCAUUGUGGGAAACUCCUGAGCACUCCUCGGGUGUCCGCAGCCACCGCCCGCUGUCAUCCUGUGAAGUGAAUGCGCAGCGAGAAGCUGGAGACCCCAAAGAAGACGGUGGAGGCAGACAGGUGGUCCUGGGUCUUCCCGACACAAGUCUCUGCAGCAAGGUGGCCAGGCCCCAGUCUCCCAGCUAGGACACAGAAUCAAGGCCCAUAUAAUGCCCAGAGGUGAGCUGUCCUGAGCCACUGUGGUCUAGCCACCUGCCAGUCACACAAGCCCCAAACCAGCUGCCAGCAAAAAUCAUCAUGGAGUCCCGUGGAAAGUCGGCCAGCAGCCCCAAGCCAGACACCAAGGUGCCUCAGGCCACAGCUGAGGCCAAGGCCACCCCAGUUGCAGAUGGGAAGGCUCCCUCGACCAAGCCUGUGAAGAAGGACACCCAAGCAGAGAAGCAGGAGCAACCAACAGCCCCUGGGCCAGCCACUACCAAGAAGACACCAGCCAAGGCAGAUCCUGUCCUUCUCAACAAUCACAGCAACCUGAAGCCAGCUCCCACGGUGCCGGCAGCGCCCAGCAGUCCUGAUGCAACCUCAGAGCCCAAGGGUCCUGGGGAUGGGGCAGAGGAGGACGAGUCCAACACUGGAGGCCGAGGUCCCUGGCCUUGUGAGAACUUGACCCCUUUGCUGGUGGCUGGAGGUGUAGCUGUGGCCACCAUAGCCCUAAUUCUUGGUGUGGCCUUCCUAGCCCGGAAAAAAUGAUACCUGGUGUCCAGGUCAGGGCACAGUGCCACUUUCUGUACAGACCUGAAUAUAUAGUGCAUGCAAGGUCUUAGAUAUCUAAAUAUUUAUCUAUACAUAUACACAUAACAACACACACACACACACACACACACACACACACACACACGUAUGCUAUGUACAUCCGUACAGCAGGAAAGGAAUAGACAGUGAGCCCACCUCCACUGACCCCAGCACACCCGCUCCCAAGUUUGGGGGCAGGAGCCCGGCUCUGCGGUUUGGGGCAAGGGGAUAGCUUGGACAAGACCACUAGGAAUAGAUGCUGGGUGUGGCCUCUGAAAGAGAAGUGGUGGAGUGGGCUGGCCCUGUGGGGACAUUAAAGGGCAUGGCUGUCUUAUUCUCCCCACUUGUCUUUUGAGCAGCCAGGAGCAGUCUGUCUGGGCCUGAUGCCGGGGGACUGACCUGAGGGUGGGAUUCACCUGCAGAGCUACCUCCACCCACUGUCCUUGUCCUGGUUGAAUGGAAAGGCAAAGCCCAACAGCUGAGUUUGGGAUGGGGUUCCCACCUCUUCCUUUUUUUUUCCAAGGUAUGCCCCAGGAGAGCUCCUGAGGCUAGGAUCACCUUACUUCCUGCCCAGAGCAGCCAUUUGUUCCAGGGAAGGGGUGGUGCUGAAAGAAGGCUUGGUAGGAAGGCAGGAAACAUGCAGGAGCCACAUUCCAGUUCUGCCUGCCCAAUCUUCCCCAAUACUGUCCUUCCUGCCUGCGCCCAACACCCCCUUGAGUUUAACAGCGUAUAAAUGCAAUAACACAGGUAGAGUAGAACUGCCCAGUGGGUGGCACUCACUCACUGCCUGCAGGAAGACCCCUCUUUAGUGCAUCUGGCCCCAGCUUGCCCCUUGGUGUGGUGACAGUGGGCAGCUUUCUAAAAAAAAAAACAAA